UGCACCUCUUUGCGCGGCAGGAAGAAGCUUUCCACUGCCCCAUCCCGGUGCUGCUGUAACCUGCACACGCUGUUGGGGGUGGGGCUCAGUGGGAGGAGGUUUGUACGGUGCUGAGCCCCGCUGCGAAGAAGACAGCACAGCCUGGUGUCACCUGCAGCCCCCUCACCUCCGACAUCAGCUGACGGCUCUCUUUACAGCUGCCCCACCUCUCCACCGCUGCUCACCGCUCUGCAGUCCUCGGACCCACGGGAGGCGCCUUUAUGUGUUAACGGUUUUGAAAUACUGGUUCAAGCACCAUGGGGAACAAUGCUGGGAAAAAAGACCACAGCAAUGACGAUCCCACAAAGAAUGGCAGAAAUAAUGUGGAGGAAGAGAAGAUUGUGAUUCAGUCAGGGGAAACCGUCCAGGAAUCUGAGGAUAAUGACGUCUUUGCAGAUGUGAACCAGAACAAUGGGACCUCCUCUAAGAGCACGGCGGUGACUGACUCCACAAGCACAGAAGACCCCAAGAAUGACUGGACGGAUGCCAACCCAUCUGACUCUGCCUCUCGCCCACAUCUGGUCCGCCUUUUUUCCCGAGAUGCACCAGGAAGAGAGGACAACACCUUCAAAGAUCGGCCCUCUGAGUCAGAUGAGCUUCAAACCAUCCCAGAGGACAGUGCACCAACUUCAGAAGACUCGGAUUUGAUGGCAUCACAGAAACAUUCUCGUGGGCACGGAUCAAAGCAAAUGGCAACUGCAAGCACCUCCGAUCACUCUAGGCAUGGGUAUGGAGCCCAUGGAAGGCACAGGGACUCGGGUCUGCUUGACUCACUGGGCAGGUUCUUUGGAGGGGAGAGAGCUGUUCCUAGAAAGGGAUCAGGAAAGGAGGUCCAUAUGUCCAGAUCAGGCUACCUAAGUUCUUCUCCUCAGAGGUCUCAUUACUAUGCUCAUGGGAGGCACGUCGAUGAAAACCCUGUUGUUCACUUCUUUAGGAACAUAGUGUCACCCAGGACACCACCUCCAUCUCAACCAAAGAGAGGAUUAUCCCUCGCCAGAUUUAGCUGGGGAGCGGAUGGCCACAGGCCAUGCUAUGGAGGAUAUGGUUCCCGGUCCUUGGAGCACCACAAAUCAUCCUACAAGGGAUAUAAGGAUUCACACAGAGAAGGCCAAGGAGCUCUGUCGAAGAUCUUCAAACUGGGAGGACAGCGCAGCCGAUCUUCUUCUCCUAUGGCCAGGCGUUGAGUUUGCCAAGAUGCCUCACCAUGUCAUGUCCUCUGCUUGAUAGCCUGAAGUGCCAUUACAAAUAAAACUACUACUUUAUAAUAUAAUGAACUGAGAUAUAUAUAUAUAUAUAUACACAAUCUUUUACUUAAUGUCUGCGAAUUGUGCGUGCAGUUAGCUUAUACCAAAAUUGUGUUGGCGGUGCCAAAUUAAAGGUUGACUAAAGGCAAAGAGGAAUAAAUGGAGGUGGAACCUGCUGUCUCUAUUAAUUGUAUUAAUCAGACAUGAAAAUGACCUACCCUCCCUAAACUUUAGUAGAUUAGCACGACAAGGACUUGCAAUGCAUUGCUCAGCAUGAGAGUAACAUGUAGCUCCAUCUAGCCCUCAGGAACUCAUUUUGGAAUCUUUUAUCUGCAGUGCUGCAAGUUCUUGUUUCUUGACACUUUUGGUUUAUAUAUUGCGCUUUUUUAAAAAAAAAAAAAUUAUGUUUUUAUAACAUCCACUCUCUCUCACACGCAUGUUUUUCUUUCAUAUUAGUUAGCGACAGCUGUAGCAGAGGGCUACUGACAUAGGGCGACUUUUAGGCAUGUGAAAAUGGGCUCAAGGUAAAUAUCAUUCUAGCACACGGCUGUUAAACAGGCAGCAAACCAGAUGGAAGGCUCUGUCCUAACCAAACUAUGGGGGAGAGAAAAGUGAGAGAGAUUGGGUAUUUGAGGAGGUGAGGAACCUGAUAUAUAGGUGCAUAAGGUACUCAACACACAAAGAACUAACUGCAGAUCUCAGGUUGGACACCUGCCACAACUCAGAUGAGAACUGUCGCAGUUUUCUCCCUACACUGAUUAUUUGGCGCUAAACAGCAGCAAGUGAGUCUAGUAACUCAAGUAGAGACUCAUAGCACUGGUGCCUCACACACAUAUAGAAGGGUCAACUAACUAUAUAUAUAUAUAGGCAAGUUACUAAUUUAAUAGAAAAAGUAGCUGUAGUCGUAACCAAUUGGGAGCCAGAGGGGGGUCUUUCUUGGCUACCAACAUUUUUAAGGGCUCUGGAAAUUACAGAUGCACCAAAUAGCUCUGAAUUGCACUGUUUUUAACUGUAUAUGAAUUAAUCCCCUGUACAUUCCAAUGAUCAUUAUUGAAUCUAAUGUGUUUUUUUUUAAUUAUUUCUACAUAUUUUUACAACCUUUUGUUGGUUACGUAAAGCAUUUCCCUUAUAAAUGUUACAGUAGUUAAGAUUAAACGCUAGAUUAAUAAGGAACGGGUAACGUGUAUUUUUAAAUUAAAAUCCGUGGCUACUAAUACAUUCCACUAUAUGAAUUGAAACUGAGGUUUGUGGCCGGCUUCACUGACAGGAUUUAGAUGCAGCAACACUACAACAUGUUUGUGCUUUAUAUAUUUUCCUGGUUGAUCAAGCAGAAUAGUCAACAGUUUCCAUGUUGGUGUCAUUGUUGAAAUAAAAUAAUCAUUUAAACUGAA
Xenopus laevis (African clawed frog) is the source of this 2674-nucleotide messenger RNA. It is a transcript of the gene mbp.L, whose product is annotated as myelin basic protein L homeolog. NCBI's taxonomy places the organism in Eukaryota, Metazoa, Chordata, Amphibia, Anura, Pipidae. The transcript is spliced from 9 exons. Gene Ontology annotation, biological process: myelination. The record is from RefSeq and is a predicted model, not a curated record. Bases 297 to 1223 code for a protein of 308 amino acids. Gene Ontology annotation, molecular function: structural constituent of myelin sheath. Gene Ontology annotation, cellular component: myelin sheath; internode region of axon; neuronal cell body.